Triplophysa rosa is the source of this 673-nucleotide messenger RNA. RefSeq names its product M-phase phosphoprotein 6 (gene mphosph6). The coding region runs from base 157 to 660 and encodes 167 amino acids. Gene Ontology annotation, biological process: maturation of 5.8S rRNA. The transcript is spliced from 5 exons. The record is from RefSeq and is a predicted model, not a curated record. NCBI's taxonomy places the organism in Eukaryota, Metazoa, Chordata, Actinopteri, Cypriniformes, Nemacheilidae.
GUAAAAGGCGCAUGCGUGAACUCCACAUGUCCGUGUAUUUAUUUUAACUUGAGCGCUAUGCUACUCACGAGGAACAUUUAACUCAAAGAAACGCGACCGUGGGCAGUUUACUUUAGUUCAUUUACAGCUCGACGGGUACUUCAGCUCAAGUGUAAAAUGUCGAACGACGGUUCAACAAAACUAUCGAAAAAUCUCCUGCGAAUGAAGUUCAUGCAGAGAGGUCUGGAUGCUGAUGUGAAGAAACAGCUGGAUGAGGAGGAGAAGAGAAUCAUUAGUGAUGAACAUUGGUUCCUGGAUCUGCCUGAACUCAAGGCUAAAGAGAACUACAUCGAGGAGAGAAGUUAUGUACCCUGUGAGGAUUUGGUUUAUGGCAGAAUGUCAUUCAAAGGCUUUAAUCCUGAUGUUGAGCGAUUAAUGGUUCUAAUGAACGCACCCAAAGUGGAAGAUGAGGUUAAUGAAGAGAUUGGAGGUAUAAACAAAAUGGACACAGAUAUAACAGAUGAAGAAAUGGCUAGAAGAUAUGAAAGCUUUGUCGGCAGCAUGAGGAAAAAGUUCGCCAAGAAACGAGAUCGCUCUGCAAUCAUUGACAGAGAAGAGGACGUAAACUCAAAUGUUGUUGACUGUAAACCAAAGAAAGCCUUCUUAAAGCCUCAGGACUGAAAUUUUAAAUUCG